Molecule: messenger RNA, 1398 nt
Organism: Cyclocybe aegerita
Lineage: Eukaryota; Fungi; Basidiomycota; Agaricomycetes; Agaricales; Hemipholiotaceae
Source: the annotation of a GenBank genome assembly
AUGUUCCGACGUCGUUCUUCUGCGACUAGCCGCCGGUCUCGCACUCAGUCAUUGACGCCGAUGGAUAUGCUACCCAAUGAACUUCUCGCCCACAUCUUCUCGACCAUAAUGGAUGAAUCGACAGAAAAUCCUUUGUUCGUCAUCACCCUCAGCCAUGUCUCCUCUCGGUGGAGAAACGUAGCCCUCGGAACGGGCUGCCUGUGGGCACGGAUCAAUAUCACCUUCCCACUUUCCGACAUCGACCUCGAGCGUACGAAGACCUACCUUACCCGUUCCGGAACCUACCCCCUCGACAUUCUCGUCGACGUACGCGACCCAGAUUGGGAUUGGAACGAAGACGCACAUCGUGCUACUUGGCAAGUGAUGGUCCCGUUCGUCCGCCUGCUAGUCGCGCAUAUUCACCAGUGGCGCAAGUUCGAAAUGCUCUCGGACACAUGGGUUCCAAUAUUCACUCUUCUCUUCUACACCAAAACAGUCACGGCAGCGCCACUCCUUGAAACACUGUCUCUGUCAAGAUGCAACGCGUAUAUGGCUGCUCGUGGGCAGAUAUUCCAUCCUUCGGUCCUACGCGACGCUCUCCCUCUACUGGGCGGCCACGCCAGUUCUACGAGGAAGCUCAGAAGGGUCACACUAGUCGGCGUUCAUACCAUUUGGACAGACACCGUUCUACGGAACCUCACCCACCUAGAAUUCAAGUACCACUCAAGCGAUGUAAUGCCCACCGCCGAGGCGUUCGGGGCGAUCUUGGGGGGGUGUCCACAUCUCACAGAACUAUCCAUAGUAGGGUGGGGUCCAAUCCUGCAUCGAGAAGUGCAAUACGCAGAGGGUGUAUUUCAAAUGCCGUCCUUGCGGACGUUCACGUUGGGCUUUGUGGACGCAGAGUACGCCAUGAAGUUGCUGUUGAUGUUUCACACCCCGGCCCUGCGUAAGUUCGUCCUCGAAGACGUAAACAAAGUCAUCAGUCCGACAGGGGUCGAAAAUGCGGACGCAUUCCUCGAGUGGCUAGUCGCCCGCUGUGGACCCACCCCAACGACACUGACCAUUCCCGUUCCGCUUCGGCGCCUCCGAAGCGUCGAAUUACAUAGCGUCCACGCACAUCAAGCAACUUUCUCUCGACUCUUCGCCCAACUCCCAUCGCUGGAGCAGCUGACUUGCAUUGACAUCCCCAACUCUGCCCUCCUCGCCCUUACCCCCGUCUGCACACCCACUCACCUCCUACAUGCCCGCGGCUGCGCGAACUCUUCUGCCAAAGGACGGACGCGGAGGCCUUGGCGCAGUUGGUUCAAGCAAGGAGGAACAAUCCAUCCGUGGAGCCGCUGCUGCGUGUUGCGAUGGAAUUUACGAGGGAUCGAUCCCCUUCGCCGACCGUUGCUGCUCGCCUCGCGAGUGCAGAAGUAG